Messenger RNA from Diorhabda carinulata, 13210 nucleotides. RefSeq names its product ER membrane protein complex subunit 1 (gene EMC1). Gene Ontology annotation, biological process: protein folding in endoplasmic reticulum. Gene Ontology annotation, molecular function: protein binding. NCBI's taxonomy places the organism in Eukaryota, Metazoa, Arthropoda, Insecta, Coleoptera, Chrysomelidae. The transcript has a single exon. Gene Ontology annotation, cellular component: EMC complex. The record is from RefSeq and is a predicted model, not a curated record. The coding region runs from base 49 to 2724 and encodes 891 amino acids.
UGUUUAAAUAGUAAGUUUAAGGUUAUGUUAACAUCUAAUGCAUGAAUUAUGGCAAAAAUUGAAAGAUUUAUUUAUUUAAACGUAAUUUUACUAAUAAGUUUUGUUAAUAUAUCGUAUGGAAUUUAUGAAGAUCAAGUUGGAAAAUUUGAUUGGAAGAGAUCGUUUAUAGGAAGAACUAAAUAUGCAGAAAUUGAUUCUAAAAAGGUGAUUAUAGCAACAGAAGAAAACGUACUUGCCAGCUUAAGUCUCAGAAAUGGUCAGAUUUUAUGGAGGCAAGUUUUAGAAAAUUCAUUCAAUCACGAAAUAAAGUUACUGUAUGUAAAUAGAGACGUUUAUACUGUAUCAGGAACCCAAAAUAAUUGGAUAGUGCGUAGUUGGGAUAUUAAUUCUGGUUCUUUAAUAACAGAGUGGCCAAUUAUAACAGAAAAAUUAUCGCCCCAGGAAUUUACUGUCUUGGAUGGAAAAUUAGUCAAUAUUAGCCCAAUCAGAGGUUCUCAUUUGGAAAUUACAACAUACAAUCUUGCUACUGGAGAAUUAAUUGGUAAAACCUCCAAAAUAUCAGCUUCAUGGAUAACAGAUUAUGCAAAUUGCAUUAUCGUUAAAUCUAAUUUCGUAUGUCUUUCAAGUAAUGAUUAUUUAGGUCAAUUAUACUUUAUUGAUUUCCUUUCUAAAGAAGGCAGUGUUAACACAAAGUCAGUACAGAGUGUAUUAGAUGGAGUUUUAGGACCAAUAAAUAUUCGACAACUGAAAUCAAAUAUUCCAGCAUUCUUAUUAAUUUCCAACAAAUCAGUUAAACUAAUUGAGAUAAGUCAGUCAAACCUUGUAGUCAAAGAUACUGACAUAUCUUCAAACAUCCACAUAACUGAAAAUGAAGGUAAAAUAAUAUUUUAUCAGUUUGAAGCUAGUACCUCUCCAGAAAAAAUAAUAAGUGUCACAAGCAAAGAAUAUACUAAUGGUCAAGAAAUAUUAUCAAUAGACUUGGAUUACCCAAUAGGAUUGGGGGCACCAACAAUAGUAGCAAGCUACUCAAAAGGUCCUGCUACUAUUUUGUUAUUAAGUACUUCUGAUAACGCAUUACUUGUUGUGAAAUUACCCGAAGGCAAAGUUCAGUGGACCAAUGAAGAAGCUCUUAGUGAUAUAGUUGCUACAGAAUUUUUUGAGUUACCCAUGUCUGAAUCAGAUGCUUCAAUAGAGAACGAGUUCAAAACCAAUUCUAAUAAUGUGAUAAAUAUGUUGAUGCAUAGAUUAACUACACAAAUUAAACAGUUAUCAAAUUUUAUUUUUGGUAGCCAAUUACUUUCAGCAAGUGGUUUAGUAAGAGAUGAAUUUGGGUUCCAUAAAUUGAUUGUAGUUGCAACGAAAAUUGGCAAAUUAUUUGCAAUAGACACAUUUACUGGUUCAAUUGCUUGGAGUUAUAGAUUGCCUAAUAUUAAACCCUUUAAAUUGUUGGAAGAUGAGAAGAUGCUUUUGUUCGUACAAAGAACAGCUAGAUAUACACCGUUACCUGCACAAUGCACUCUCCUCGCUGAAGAUAUGUUGACUGGCAAUACCAUACUGUUUCAAUUUGAUCCAAUAACAGGUUAUUCCCAAAAAGGAAUUGAAAAAUUGAAUUAUAGGAUAUUACAAGCUGUACUUCUACCAUAUGAAGAUGAAAAUAAGCUUAAACCAAUUUUGUUGUUGUCAUCUAAUAAUGAAAUAGCAGUACAUCCUCCUUCAGCCAAAUCUAUAGUACACACUCAUAUAAAACACAAUCACAUAUACUUAGUAGAUAGUGAGAGCAACAGUGUGAAGGGAUUUAGUUUUUAUCAUGGUGAUGAUAAUGAAUUUGGACUUACACCAACUUGGGAAAUAAAAUUUCAUCCUUCUAAAUUAGUGUCAGUGAGUAGUAAGCAUCCUAAUGAGAGAGUUCAUUCCCAAGGAAGAGUUUUACCUGAUAGAUCAGUUUAUUAUAAAUAUGUGAAUCCUAAUUUAAUCAGUGUGGCUACAUUAAGUGAUGACCCUAUUCAUAAACAUGUAUUGAGUAUUUAUUUAAUUGAUGGUGUUUCUGGUUUCAUUAUGUAUUCAACAUCUCACAAGAGAGCUAAAGGACCAAUUCAUAUGGUACAUUCAGAAAAUUGGCUUGUUUAUUCCUAUUUCAGUGAAAGAUUCAGGAGAACAGAAGUGGUAUCUGCGGAGUUAUAUGAAGGACAUGUCCAAAGUAAUAGUACUGUUUUUAGUUCGUAUGCCAUUAGUGUUUUACCUCACGUACAAACCCAAUCCUACAUAUUACCUGCAACUCCUGUCGACAUGACUGUUACUCUUACAGAAAAAGGAAUAACUAAUAAAUUUUUAUUAUUGGCUUUAUCUACUGGAGCUGUUGUAGAAAUUCCGUGGCUUUUAUUACAACCGAGAUUUAGUGACAUACCAUGUGGUCCAGAAGAAAGUUGUAUUCCUUAUAUGCCUGAAGUUCCUUUGCCCACAGAAGCUGUGAUAAAUUAUAACCAGACUUUAAGUGUUAUUAAAGGUAUUGAAGUUGCACCAGCUAGGCUUGAAAGCACAUGUCAUGUAUUAGUACACGGCUUAGAUAUGUUUUAUACUAGAGUGGCACCUUCAAAAACGUUUGAUGUAUUGAAGGAAGAUUUUGACUAUAUAAUGAUUGUAUUGGUUUUAAGUGGAUUGAUUAUUGCAAGUUAUGUUACUAAAUACCUUGCUUCCAAAAAAACUUUAAAACAAUUAUGGAAAUAAGUUGUUAACUAGUCAAUUUGAUGUUUUUAGAUAUUUUUUUAGUAAAACUUAUUAAAAUGCAGUUUAUCAAAUCAAUUUAUUUAAUAACAAAAUAAAACUGAAGAUUUAUUUUUAUUGUAAUAACAUCUGCAUUUUUUUUGUUAGUUAGGAACAAAAAGAAAUAAGGAUAAAUAUGUUUUAAUAACUUAUAUAUUUAAAGGGAGCAAAUAAUGCAUUUAUUUAGUGUGAUAGUAUGAACAUAUUAAUUACAAAGUUGAAAAUUCUUGGCUUGGAUAAAAAUACUUAUCGAGAUUGACUAUUUUAUAUACAUAUUGUGAUGAAAAUUUAUUAUCAAAACUAACAAAAAUUUAUUCAUUACUGUUUAAAACAACGAGAAAAAAGUUUUUCUAAAGAUAUAAUUAAAAUAUGAUACAGCAUGAUUCCAUAAGAUCUACAAUAUUAAAAAUACGUUUCAAUAAGUUAUCUUUUCAUGAAAAUUUUUCAAAUACUAUUUUGAAAUUCACAUUUAUGCAAAAAACUUCCUCAAAUUUUGUCACCACAUUUACCGUCUUGUAUCUCCAUAUUCUCAAGAAAAUUAUCACUUUAAUUUCACAUAUUUAGUAACAUCCUUUACUUUGGUUGAGUUGAGAAUAGUUUCCAGAGAAUCAAUAUUUUAAUUCAUCUUCUUUUAACGAACCAUCUGUGUUUUUUGUUAAUUAUUAACACAUUGAGCCCCAACCAAAAUUGACCAACUUUCCCCCGGGCUAAAAAUUUUUUUUUGUGUUUUUACACUUCAUAAGGGGUGUGGGUCCCAUUAAUUUGAAAUUAAAAGUGCUAAAAAAUGUUUUUCAUGUGCGGUCCAGCCUUGGGCCCGAGGGAAAGUUUACCCCUAUAACUUUCUCUGGGGCCCAGAGCACAUAAUUUUUUGCAGUUUUUAUUCGAAUUAAAUUUUUUCAUUAUAUUUCUUUGAAGAUACAUGCAGUAUAGAAACACAAAAUUUUAUUUGAUUUUCCAAGGACCCAGGACGGUCCAACCAAACUAUAAAAUAUAUUUAAGGGCUGCGAACCUACAGACCACACCGGUGCUCAACGUAUUUAGUUGAAUUUGUCUCUUCCUGGAUCUGAUUUUCUCUAUUCUAUUAAUGUUUACCUUUGCGAAUGUACAAGUUUGAAUGUAAGAACAGGGAUUAUACACUUAUUGAAGACUUAGUUAUUGAGGAUACCUUUUAUUCUUUACGCUGUCUUCUGUUGAUCUCUUCAGUUUGAUUUCCUGAUUCUGCUUUAUGUUCCAAGUAUAUAUCCUUUCUUUUCCCCUUGUGUUUAUGUGCCACUUUAUCUUCUAGUUGUUUAUGGUCAAUCAAAAAAUCAUUUAAAUAAUCUUAUAAAUAAUAGUAUUUGUAUUACUGAUAAUAUUGCAAGAAUUUACUUAUUUAACUUUAUUUCUUUUUGCAGCUUUACUUUAUUAGUCCAGUCAAUAUAGACAUUUGAAAUAACAAAAAUUCCCGGAAAGUCAAAUAUUGGUGGACAGCUGGGGUUUACCAUUACAAAUCAAGUUUUAAAAAUCCGCAUCGAUAUCAAGUGUGUUUUUGGAUUUUCCUCGAAAACGGUAAGUUUUAUAAAAAAAAUCAUACUAAAGUUGUAGCUAUCAAAAUCCUCUACGAGAAUGAUUGUUUUGAUUUUUUUCCUAAGAAUUAACAUUCCUGAGAUAUCGCGAUUCUAAGAGUCACAUUAUACAUGAUAUGCACGUAUUUCCACGCCAUCUGUCAGGUAGUGGCGCGUUUUCACUGUGGUUUCUCCUGUAGCCCUACUUCACUAACUUUCAUGACAAUUUUAGGAUAAUUCAAGGGAAUAAUACCCGUCAAGUUCUAGAUAAUACCUUAUUAUUGAUAUGGCUAUUGAUUAUUGGGUUAUCAGAUUCAUACUCAUUAAAGUCUGCUUCAACAGUUAUGUCUUCUUCGAUUUCUUCAUCUUUCUCUUCUUCUAGCUGAAUGUUCAUAAAUUGUUCCAAUGUAGCAGAUUCAUUGGUCUCUUCAUUAAAAUCACAGGAAUCUUCCUCUAUUCUACUCAACUGGACAUUUGAGCAGGACUGACAUUGGCAAUUGGUACACGCUGAAGAUAACAGCAAUCUGACUUUUUUACAGUCAGAUUUGGCACUACAACUUUUUUUGCAAUUGCACAAAAUAGUGUUGAAGAGUUUUUCUGGUGGGAGUAAAGUUUCAAUCGGUUCCAGAGUAUUAUCUAUCAAUUUCUAGCCCUAGUAUUCAGUUGUAUGCCUAGCCGUGUUUGAAAUUGAUAGUAUACUCGAAUAGCAGAUGCCGAUGUUGGAGGAAGAUAUAAUAGUUGUACUUGUUUCUUGUUUCGCGUAUUUUUUACAAAAGUUAAGUAUCGGUACUGUCAUUUUUUUUGCAGUUUUUCGCAAGGAGAAAGCGAAUUCCUUCCGCAAUUAUUAUUUGUGGUGUGGAAUCAAUUUCUGUAAAUACUUUAGCGCACUCAGUCAAAUCGUUUUUUUUUCGAAUAAUUUAAAUACUGACGUUUUGCUCCUUCUGUACAUUGCUGACGAAGUGUCGCAUCCGGUUAUCGCAUGUAAAAAUAAAAUAGAGUUUUGGCAUUUGAGAUAAGCAAAUAAACUUUUUGAAAAAUAUUUUUCUGUUCGCUGUUGAGCCCUCCCGGGUUUCAGAAAAUAGAUAAUUUGAUCCAAUGGAGUCCUUGCAGUGAGUAGUACUAACAAAUCAACAUCUUCACCAACUACAAUUGUUGUGUUUGUUGCAUUAAAUUUUUCUAUUGGGUACAGGGGAUUCAGUUAGCGACUGACUAAAAGAGACACAAAUAGGUGCCUUAAGUGCUUGAUUAUGUAUAUACGUGGCUUAUGUGCAUAUCAUGUAUAAUGUGACUCUUAGAAUCGAGAUAUCUCAGGAAGGGUAACUAUAAGGAAAAAAUCAUAGGGUCUAUUUUUGUAGAGAAAUUUAAGAUCUACAACUUUGGUUUAAGGUUUUUUUUUGAUAAAACUUACCGUUUUCUAUCCAAAAAACCUCAAAUUUUGACCUCUGACUCCAAAUAAUUUUUGUAGCACUCAUAGUUUCGAUGGGAAUUUUUAAAACUUUAUUUAUAAUGGUAAACCCUAGCUCUCCACAAAUAUUUGAUUUUCCGGGAAUUUUUGUUAUUUGACCACUAUUUUUAUGUCGAAAUUGACUGGACUAUUAUUUACUCUUUAUUGAUUGUGAAUAUACAGCUAUUAGUCAGAAGUUAUUAUGAUAAAUAAACUUGAAAUGACUAUUUCAUUGUAUGCAAAAGUUAGAUGAUUAAUAUUAGAAUGUUAGUAGGAAAUUUCUGAUAUUGAUAUACCAAAAUACAAGGUUUUUCAUCACUAUAUAUUAUUUUUACAUAAUAAAAAUGUAUAAUUAUUCUUAGAAACUAUUAGCACUAGUAAGUGAUUUAUAGAAUGAUGAACUACCUUAGGCUUGUUCUUAGUAGCUGCACUGCCAGAACUAGUUCAGGAAACGUUCUUUGUAGCGGAACCAAAGCUAGUGUCACUGUUCUUAGUGGCAGUGCAAGAAAACUAGUUCAACCAGCUCAGCGUACUGCUUUCACUGGGUCUAGAGUCAGUUCAGCCAGUGCAAUAAGUAUAAUCUGGAAACGGUGGCACUACAUCUUCGUCAUCGGACGAAUGUAAAAUAUCAAAAAGUAUUAAAUAGUUUUUCAUUAUCCUUAAUACUAUAAGGCCUGAAUCACAUCAAGUAACCUCAAAUACAACAUUCAACAAAUGCUCCAUUGCUCUCUGACCUAUAUCGUUCUUUGUAUCCGAUCGAACUGGUCCAGUUCCAGUGCAGCCACCAAGAACAAACCUCUUAUGUAAAUGAAAAUUGUGUAAUAAAUGAAAUGUUAAUCUACAUAAAAUACAGAAUUAUUAUGAUUAAAUAGACCACCAAUCGCUCGAAUGGUUGUUUUCACUGAAGGAUCUAAACUCCAAAUAAGUAAGAUGGCGACUAAAAUAAGAUCACUUGAACGCAACAAGACACACAGCUCAAGAAAAUCUCAACUUAGGAAUUCCCAUCAGCGAUAGACCAAUAAAUCACACAAAAACCAAGUGAUAUUCAGACUCGUUAACCAUAGCCCAGCUUCGCCAAUCACCUAAAUUACUUUUACUAAUAAGAAAAGGAUUUGUGCUCAAGUUGGAAGAAACACCUAAACGAAUACUUUUUCAAAUUCUUCAAGGACUAUCUCGAUCCAAUAAAAUACGCUCUAUACUUUGAAGACGAUGAUAUUUACCAAUUUUUCUGCAACAUAAUACAAGAAACAUUCAAGAACUCGACGUAUGAUUUGAUAAAUAAAUCUCUUAAGAUAGAAAAAUAUCAUAAAUCAUUACCAUCAAGGAACAACCAACCACAAUGGCAUAAGUGGAACAGAAACUCAAAUUCGAACCCUAUAUUUUUUUGAUCAGUAAAUACAACAGAAAUCCUUCAAAACGAAAAUUCAUGAUAACACCAAUCCUCACAAAAUCCUUGGAAAUCAUUUAUCUCGAUACCUUUCAAGCAAACGGCCAGAAGUUUCUAACAAUCGUUGAUGCAUUUUCCAAAUACGGACUAGCCUAUUCAAUACAAGGAUCCAACUCUGUCCAUGUCCUAAACGUUCUCAUCUAUGUAACACACAAUGUAAUACCGUACUUGAAGGUUUCUCGACACUCAAAGAUUGUAAUCUUCGAAUGGCCCACAAUCAAGGAGAAUAGUCGAACGAUUCCACUUCACAAUAUUUGAACAUCAUAGAAUUCUCAGAACAAAGCUGAAAACCUUAAGUAUAAAGGAACAAAUUUAAAGGUCCAUCUAGAUGCGUGAGACCCAUUUGACUUGGAUAUCGAUAGAGCUUUGCUGAACAACUAUACACAAAGCCAGAGAUAAAACUAAAAAAAUAUAUAAAGCUAUAAACGUUAAAGAAAGAGUUAUAGAGGAAAAGAAGGCAACACGAAAAACUCCUAUAAACUUUAACCAAAAUUCUCUCCUAAACUGGUCACAAAAGAUAACGAAGUUACCAUUGACACUCAAAAUACAACUGUACACAAGAAAAAUGUGAAAAACCAACCAUGGAAAUCGAAUACAAAUCCUAUAUUACAGACAAACAUCGAGCGGUCGAGAGAGCCAUAAGAAUAUUUAGCUGCUGCCGCAUUUUUGAACUUUGCGUUAUAGACAUUGAUUGUUUGGUGAUUUUUUAUCGAUUUUUUUCGCUUAAUACAGUGAUAUAACUCUCAUGCGAACGUUUUGAAACACCAGAUAUAAUGGCUCAAGAAGUACUGAUCCUAGAUCUCAAGAACAACUCAGAAUGUUCUUCCUCUCAAGCUGUAACUAGCGAGAAUUCGAACUAGCAAAUACGAUUUUAUCCACUAUUUUCACAUGAGACCACUAGCUGAAGAAAUAAAUGCACUAGAAACGCAAUAUCAAACAGUCACAUCAGAAAUCCAUCGGCUCCAAAAUUUUGAUCAAAGCUUACAGUAUCUUGUAAUCGCCGCUAAGAAGAUACUCCAAAGCAUUUACCAACAAUAUAAACUAAUAAAAAGAGGUUUAAACAACGGUUUGGGAAGCGUUAUCAAAACAUUAUCAGGAAAUUUGGAUCAAGAAGACGACGAAAGAUAUGAGUGGGCAUCGCAUCACUUGAGUAAAACCAGAACAAUAUAAUAACGAAAAUUCGAGUCUUAAUACACUGUUAAUGGCGAACUUUAAUUACACAAGAUCACUUAUUACACACAACCAAAAAAAUAUCGUUAUCGAAAAAAACAAAAUCAACAUCGAUUUAAAUAAAAUAAAUAUACUAGACCAAUUCAACUUAUACAAAUAUCCUACUAACAUUGAAGUGCUAGAUACAUUUAUAGUGAUGUUUUAAACAAUCACCAUGUACCUAACAUGUAACAUUAACAUGAAAUAAGUUAUUAAAAAAAAUAGGUAGUAUUAAAAUGUGGCGAUCUAGUAUCCAAAUAUUGUAUUUAAAAAUCAUUUUUAAAUGAAUUAUUGUUUGAAUUUACUUUAUUUUCUUGAUAUUUAUAAUUAUGUUAUUAAUUAAUCAUUAUAAAAUUGAUGUUAAUUCAGUUAUAGAUAUUCAUUCAUUCCUUUUUUAUUAAUUUUUGUGCGUAUUGUAUAUUUAUUGUUAUAAAAUUAAUUAUGUAUAAGAUGUACGAGGAUAUAUUGAAAAAUUCUUAGCCCAUUAUAGUACCAAACAAAAUUUCAAUGUCAAAAUAUUUUAUUACUCAACAUAUUCUCCUCUUAAUUGGAUACAUACAGCGAACCUGCAACGUCUCUAGAUCUUUCAAAAAAAAAAUGUUUCUUCUUGCUCUGCAAACCAGAUCUCCUCAGCUUUUAUUACCUCCUCGUUGGAAGAAAAUUUACGACCUUUUCAACUUUUUUACAGUUGAGAAAAGAGGUGAUAGUCGGACGGAGCUAAAUCUGGUGAAUAAGGGAGGUGUUUUUUGCAUGGCAGCAUGAGAUUUGUGUACAGGGGCGUUAUCCUGCAAAAACAAAACACCUGUGUAUAGCUUUCCGCGUCUUUUCUCUUUAGUUUUUUCCUGUAGACUGGUCAUUAAUGUCUAAUAGUAAUCUCCAGUUAUUGUUCUACCCUUAUCUAAAAAAUCAAUCAUGAUUACUCCAUGGCAAUCUCAAAAAACUGAAGCAAGAACUUUUCCAACAGAUUUUUAGAAACGAAACUUCUUAGGUCUUGAAGAACCAGAGUGUCGCCAUUCAACACGCAAUAUUUUGUUUAUGCAUGAAACUGGUCUAGGUUAACUAGAUAUCAAUACAUCUCCGUACAUUAUUAAAUAUUUCAUAUAUUCAAAAUGUUAACAAAUCGAACUUUAUAUGAAAAAUCAGUAACUCUCAAGGCAGUAGUAGGUAGUUCUUCUUUUUUAUCAAUAUUUUAGUUAUUUACUGGAUGAAUGUUCCCAAAUUUUUAUUUGAUAAAAUAUGAAUAUAAACAGUGCUUUCCACUAAGCGUUCACGGCGCCUAAAAUAGUCUUUUGUCCAGAGGUGGGUCGAAGUGCACUCCACUAAAAAAUCCAAUAACUUACAAAUUAUAACAUAAUCUCUUAAAGCUUUCGCUUUAUUUUUUCUGUUUUGCAAUUAGGGGGCGUUCAAGUAUUGCGUAACGCAAUUUGGGGAAAAGGUGGGUCUAGUAAAACGUUACUUUACUGUCGGAGAAGGGGGGUUCGAACAACGUGUUACGUAACACUAGUUUUUCAUUAAAAUAAAAAAUACUAGAAAAGUAAAAUCGUCUAAGUUAGUAACCCUUUUCGUUUAUGUUUUACGGCGAAUCUCUCGACUGUAUUGUACAUCAUCUUUUUUUUUUAUUUAUUUAUUUUUUUUUCGUUAUCAGUAUCCGUUAGUGAAGUGAUUUAACAAUUCCAAAACCCUUUUCGUCUGAUCUUCGGAUGCCAGUGGUGAAAAAGUCUGAGUGGCUUGCAAACCUGUGGACAGAGAAACAGUAUAGUUCUUCCAAUAUCAAUUGCAGAUUAUAAAAACUGGUUCGAAACCCUUGCCGACAAUUUUGUUUGAUCUACCAUUUAUGAAUCAAUCAUUAUUAUACCUCGUUAACUUGCUACAACUGAAUAUUAAAUAAUAAAACAUAAAUAGACGAGUAAAAUGUACCUGCCUUUAAGGGAGUUUAGUUUAAACAGGGUACUAGACGUGAACUGAUCCUUUUUUGUACCCCAUUCGUUUUUUUUUUUGGAAAUUCUAAGGUAAAAACCAUAAAGAAAAACAAAUUCUUUGCAAAUAAAACAAAAGGAAAAAAACAUUUCAAUUCCAAAGUAUGCUUAAUGCUAAAAUUUGAGCUUUGUUACUACUACUAUUUGGUAUCUUAAAGAUCAAAAUGCCUCGUAAUCCACUCCACUUGGGUUUACUAUUGUCACGCUUUGGACUAAGUGGAACGAGGAAAAUCGUGGUCGUAAAUGCUUAGUGGAAUGCUUAUAUUGUCUAUAAUGAUGAAAUGAAGCAAUGAUUUAUAAUUUGAACAAAAGUCUACCUACCAACUUAUCAUUUGGUAACGUUAUCUGUAAUAUUAAAGGAGUCUGCCCACUACACCGUAUCAUACCAUGACCGUAAUAGGAACGUGUCAGGCAAAAAAAUAUUCUUUGUAUAGAAAAGCAUGGCACUACGUCCACUAGACUGUUCCGUCACCGAUCCGUACCGUCUCGUGCCAUGCACGGAGCGUUGAUAAUUGUCCGCGAGAAUAUUUUGCCGGUGCCGGUACGCUCCGCGCAUGGCACGCCACGUUGUCCAACCGAUGCGCGCAGGCAGCAAAAAGGUGAUUAUACGGGUUACAACCGCGUAUGAGGACCGUUAUAAACGCGCCUCAAAUGCCUUCACUGAAUUUUCUUCAUCUUCAACUAAGGGCCUGUACAACGUCCAAUAUUCUCCUUCAGUUUUCCGUUUUUUUAUAGUCUCGUAAAUCCAGUAGCGUCGAGUGGGUUUUUGAUUCUCUUCUUCUUCCUCAUCCAAUAUUAUGGCAAUCAUUGCCAGUUGUCUCACAGUUAAUCUUUUAAUAGCCAUAUAAUACCUUUUUUAUUAUUUUAAAACUCGAUAACACUCACCAGAGGUCCAGGCAGUACUGAUACACAUGCGAGAAUGAAACGACUUCUUAUCAAUUUUACGUCAUAAAAAUUGCGGGUGGGCAACAUACGGGUUACAUACGGACACCAAACCGGCAUCAUACGGGCAUUAAUCGCCGUCGAUUCGUUUCAGUGGGCAAAGCAAGCCGUAUCGUAUUGCCUUCCGUGCUUGAUACGUUCAUAGCACGGUCAUGGUAUGAUACGGUGUAGUGGGCAGACUCCUUAAAGGGUAGCCAUCAAUCUCUCAUGUAAUUAAAAAUAUUAUUAGAUUAUCAGUUAUUUCAAGUAAUGUGGAAUUUUGUCUUAAUUCGUUAACAACGUCCUAUUUUACUGCUCAAGACCAUUCAUUUUUUAGCGAUAUUGGAAAGAAACCAAAACCAUUGAAUGAUAUACUGUAAAAUGUGUUUAUAUGAUUAUUAUUUCAUACAUUUCUUCAAAUUAAUAUUGUUACAUCGUCUGCAUACGCAACAACUUGUACAGCUGAACAGGCCUUGAAGGUCGAAGGCUUGGAGUCGGUCUACUGCUUUUCUCCAUUUAGUUUUGUCCAUGGCUACGUCAUUCCAGUUAUUUAUUUUAGAUCUUCUCUUUAUACUUCUAUCCCUUAAUAAGGAUCUUUUUGGUCUGACCACGUACAGUGCUUUGACUUUUGCGUUUGUUCUUCUCCACUCCUCUGAAAUCCUUCUUAGUACCUUUCUCUACCAUAUGUUUAUUUUGUUUUCUUCAUAUAAAUGCAUAACUUGGCGGUUCUUGAAAUAUCUUAAUAGUCCUCCUAGGACUCCAAACGUUUUAUUCUCUUUAUCCAGUCUUUUAUAGAUUUUCCUGGUUUUACCUCCUUUGUUUGUGAUUGUUACUCUCCCUGUUUUGCUGUGUCGUCAGUUUAAUUGGAGUUAUUCAAAUAUCUUCCCAUCUCUAUAUAUUUAGUCCAUAUUCUUUUGCUUUCUUUUUAUCAAUAUUCUUGAUUUUGAGUAACUUUAUUUUUUCAAAUGUUAGAUAUCUCUUUUUGUAUUUUUUCAUUCCACUAAACGAGGUUACAGUUUCAAAUACGUAUUUUUAUGUCCUUAGAUGGUCCAUUCCUCUUUCGUCUUGUCUUGCUAUCUUCAUGUAUUUGGUUUAUUUCUAGACCGAUUUUUCCUACUCCUGUUUCCAGUUUUUUCAUUACCUUUAUUAGUUCUUCUCUUGUAUUAUUUGUUAUGAUAUUUUUGUUAUUUCAUUUUGAUUUUCUUACUUCGUUUUCUAAAAUCAUAUUAAACAGGGUUGGAGAGAUCGAAUCGCCUUGCGUGACUCCUUUAUUUAUUUUCAUUUCUUCUGUUAGUGUUCCCAGAUAUCUUACUUUGGCUUGCGUGCUUUGUUAUAUAACUUUCAUUAACAUCUUUAAUUUUCUGAGUACUUUUAGGUGUUUAUAAAUCUUCUAUCACUGUCUAUUUAUUGAGUCAAACGCGCUUUUAAAAUCUAUGAAGAUUCUGUGUAGCUCCAUUUGAGUUUCCAUGUUUUUUUGUACUGUUUGGUCUAUUGUGUGGAUUGCGUUGAUUGUGGAUCACCCUUUUCUGAACCAAUUUUGGUAGUCUCCCAGUAUACGUAUAAUUUGAGUUUUCUAGUUAUUAAUAUGGCUAGUAUUUUAUACGUAAUAUUAGGAAGUCCUCUUGAUCUAUAUUGUAUUGGUAUAAUAACACCAGUAUUCCAUUCCUUUGGGAUCUUGUUUUGUUACCAGAUGGUCUCGAUGAGUUGAUGAAUUUGUUUUUUCAUUUUUUCUCCGUAUUUUAACCGAUCAACUUCUAUUCCAUCUUCUCCAGGGGCUUUCCCAUUAUGAAGAAUCAUAUAAUCAACAAAUGUAUCUUGAUUGUUCUAUAUAAAAUUGUAUGUGUUUGAAUUCUCAAAAAAAUUUUGUACAAAUUAAAAUGUAGAGUAAAAUAAACUUGAGGUUUGGGGA